AUAUUUUAAAAUUUUCUCUGAUAUCAUAAAAUCUCCGAAUACAGUCUAACUUACAAGAUCAUGAUCUACAUCUAAAAUCCAUGUUUAAUUUACAAAAUGGCUAGCCUUCUAACUCAUCACUUCCCUCGUUUUUCCCGUCCUUCACUUCGCUUCCUAAAAUGGUGGAUACGAAAAAACUAUAAGAUAAACUCAAUAAGUAAAAUAUGAAGCGCCCUUAUUAAACUUAUAGCAUGCCAAUAAGUAUAAUCACGAAAAACGGUUACAGUACGGGAACAAAAUAGACGUCUCCUUUAUAGAUCACGACCAGUGUUAUAAACAUCCCACUAGCAAGCACACGAUUUACUAGUGUAUAAUCCCACUAGCAAGAUAACAGAAACAAACCGAUUCUAUCAGUAACAUGUCGACAUGUGCUAGCGUUUAUAAACCUCCCACUAGCGGGCACACGAAUAACAUGACCAUAUUGGAGACAAAACAUGCAGAAUUUAACAGAGAAUCAUACUUUACAGAUACUUUCCAGAUCAUCAGGGCAGUUAAAUAAUUUCCAAGCAAGCAUGCUUAAAUCAAUAAAAAGAAUAAUAAUUUCAUUUCAAA
Messenger RNA from Rubroshorea leprosula, 591 nucleotides. The record is from the annotation of a GenBank genome assembly. Lineage: Eukaryota; Viridiplantae; Streptophyta; Magnoliopsida; Malvales; Dipterocarpaceae.